Messenger RNA from Lizanozyma spartinae, 3069 nucleotides. RefSeq names its product Cwh43p (gene CWH43). Gene Ontology annotation, biological process: fungal-type cell wall organization; GPI anchor biosynthetic process. The record is from RefSeq and is a predicted model, not a curated record. The coding region runs from base 1 to 3069 and encodes 1022 amino acids. Gene Ontology annotation, cellular component: endoplasmic reticulum. The transcript has a single exon. Lineage: Eukaryota; Fungi; Ascomycota; Pichiomycetes; Serinales; Debaryomycetaceae.
AUGGCAGAAUCCAGUUCAAAUUUAAAGCCUGUGAUAACGGUUAAUGCUAGCUUCAUAGGCUAUGCUCAUACUGUGUUUGCAAUUGCACCUUUUGUUGGAGCUUUGAUUGUGGGUUGUUGGCUUCACUAUGAAAAGAUUGUUCGCAAUUCAAGUUUUGGUUACCCUGAUGAAUGGUUUCCCAGUGUUUCCGCUACAAUAGGUGAUAGGUACCCUGAAAGGUCUCUUUUUCAAGUUUUAAUUGCUGUUUGUUCCGGUCCUAGAUUUUUACUAUUAUUUUUCAACUUUGUAGCUGCUUAUAAGCCUAAAUCUGUGGUCCCUUAUAUUGCAUUGGUGUCAGGACUAUUAAGAACGCUUACUUGUGGUGGUUGGGUCUACAUAACAUCAACAGAUGACCAUGAUUGGCAUGAUAUUUUUAUGAUCAGUUAUAUUAUUUUGACAAUUCCAUGGGAUAUUUGUACAACCUUAGGUGCACCCAAGGGUUCUUGUGAACGUAAGGGUCGUUUUUACACCGGUUGGUUAUUCUUUUUGAUGUUGAUUCCGUUGGUCUAUUGGUUCAUUCAACAUAAGGUUCAUGUUGUUGCUGGUGCUUAUUCAGUAUACGCCUAUUUUGAAUGGGCAUUAAUUCUUUUGGAUGUUUCAUUCGAUGGGUGGUCAAUACUUGGCUUACAAAAUAUCGAAAUUGGUAUUAGUGGAAAUGGACUCCAUUUCACUAAAGUUCAACCUUCGAAGGAUGACAAGGCUACUUCAAUUGAAACAAUUGAAAGCAAACUCUUGGAAAACACUGUGGUUUCGCUUAACUACGACUUUACUUGUUUUGAAUUUAUUAUCAAUGUCAUCAAUGCCUACAUGUUUUGGACAAAUGUGACCGCAUUAGUGUUGUGUGUAUGGUACUUUCCUUUAUGGCAUAUGGGUAUAUCUGGUUACGAAGCAGCUAUUGGAGUGACAAUUGUUGCUCCAAUUUUAGUUGUGCUUCCCUUUAUAAGAGCAUUCUUUACUAACGUUCCUUUCCUUUCGCGUUUUAUUGGUGUCUUGCUCGGGGUUGGAGUUUAUAAGGUUGAAGACCCUGAAUUGAGAUUACUUAUUUUGUCAGUUGGAACUUUCUUUUCUACAGUGGCUUACAUAACGGAGUCCUAUACAUGGUCAAAGCUUCCUACAACUUCAAAGUAUAUUUCUUAUCAUAUUUCUUUUAUUAUUGGUUUGUUGGCUACCUCUACUUUCAAGUUUUUGAACUAUUCAAAUAAUCCAAUUUGGCCAAUUAUGAAUGAAACCAACGGUGGCUAUAACGAAGUAGGCUUAGCAAUCGGAUUAACAUCUGCCUUUUUGACUCCAAUGACUUAUGAGACGACGGAAAGUCAUACUUCUCCAGCAGCAAAGCAUGGCUUUCUUUUGUUUGCUGCCUUAGGGUUUGCUGGAUAUUAUUUUUCUUUACAUGCGUUAUUGAGUGACUCGGGUACUCUUGCUAGUUGGACUUGGAGUGGUUAUCCUAUCAAUGGGCCAACACCCAUUUCAGGUUCACUUCCAUUCUUUGGUGCUAUGAUAGUUGGUAUUUUGGCUUCUCUUGGGAUCCAUCCAAAUGUCUUCUCUUCUACGUUCUAUAACGCCAUUGUUGGUGGUGGUAGUGCUUUUACGUUAUACUCUUUCCCCGACUGGGCAGGUUAUUGUGGUGCUUUGGUAUAUGCAUUUUAUUUAUCUUCCCUUAGUGGAUUGAUUGCUUAUUCAGUUAUUGGUCACAAUGUUGGUGUAUUGUAUUUCUUUGGAUUCUUCUUCGAGACAGUUUUGGCUUUAGCAAGUGUUUGGAUUGUGGCUUAUGCCUUUGUUCCUGGUGGACCCCUCUUACGUGAAAGAACCGAUCUUAUUUUGUUAUUUUCCUUCACUUGUAUACAAUUUGGAGUUUUAAAUUAUACCUUAAAGGCAAAAGAAUCAAAAAUUGUGAGGUUCAGCUUUGAAACAACAAAGACUUUCAAGCAAGCUUUGGCUGUUCUCACUACACUUCUUGCUCUUUCUAUUACUGGAUAUGUCAAGAGAUAUCCUAUUGGUACACCCACUCCCUAUAAUGAUGGUUCAGGGUCUUUUACCGCCGGUAUUUGGUGUAUUCACUUUGGUCUUGACAAUGAUAUGUGGUCAAGUGAAACGAGAAUGCUCGACCUUAUUCGUGAUGCACAAGUAGAUGUUAUUGGCUUAUUGGAGUCUGAUACCCAAAGAUUAAUUGGCGGUAACAGAGACUUUACCCAAAAAAUCGCUGAAGAUUUGGGAAUGUAUGUUGAUUAUGGACCAGGUCCUAAUAAGCAUACAUGGGGAGCAGCACUUCUUUCUAAGUUCCCAAUUCUUAAAUCUGAACAUCAUCUUUUACCAUCACCAGUUGGAGAAUUGGCUCCUGCCAUUCACGCAACUUUGGAUAUUUAUGGUCAAGAAGUUGACAUUGUUGUUUUCCACCUGGGCCAAGAAGAAGACGUUGAAGAUCGUCGUUUACAAAGUUUAGGAAUAAGUGAUAUCAUGGGUAAAUCCACAAAUCCUUUGGUCUUAUUAAGCUAUUUAGUCACAGAACCUGGCCAAGGUAACUAUAACACUUAUGUUAGUGAGAAUUCCAACGUAUGGGAUAUUGAUAGUACUGAUUGGGAUAGAUGGUGUGAAUAUAUUUUAUUCAGAGACUUAAAGAAGGUGGCUUAUGCCAGAAUCUCUAGAAGUACUAUUACAGAUACUGAGUUACAAGUUGCCAAGUUCAAAUUAUUGAGUGAUGAAGAAAAGAAUCAGUAUGACAUUGAUUUCUUAUAUGGAAAUCACUUCAUUGAUGAAUCUGAAGUUCCCGAAAAUCUUCGGAUGCCUCAACUUUUACGUGGUGAAGGUGUUAGAGGUCAUUUCUACCAUGUAUUUGAUGAGCCUCGUUAUUUUGCUCUUUCCAAGGAUUCUUAUAACAAGGUUGAAGAGAGUCAAAGUUGGGAUGACGUUCAAGAAGUGGAAAGUGUUUAUGUUGAGGAGGUUCCUGAACAAGAACAAGAUGACGUAUCUACUGAGGAAAAAACUUCUAUACCUGAUCAAGAUUUUAUUGAUGAAGUAUUAAAAGAAAACUAG